Messenger RNA from Pimephales promelas (fathead minnow), 1276 nucleotides. Lineage: Eukaryota; Metazoa; Chordata; Actinopteri; Cypriniformes; Leuciscidae. The record is from RefSeq and is a predicted model, not a curated record.
UGUAGUUGCUUAAUAUUACUCAGUACUUGAAUAUAAUUACACUGUAACAAUGACACCUUAAAAUAAUAAUGUGCAACCCAUUUUAAGUGUCUCUUAACUGUCCAAUUAUAUUUUUAGGGCCACUGAAUGUCUACUAAAAGAAAAAGAAAAAAAGAAAAGAUCUAGGCUUAAAAUUGGAUAGUGUAUGAGAGGAAACUGACUGUGAGUGAAGAGGGUUAGCCUGUCCGGUAACCUGAUUAGUGGUGCCCUCUCCAUUCCUCAACCCCAAAAUAACUCUACACUCAGCCUACUAAUUCUUUACUGGGUACACACACUUCCACAAACUAGACUAUGGCAAAGAACACAAGGCAGAGAGAGUAAGGUCACACUGCCUUACUGUAAAACGCUCCGCUCCAUUAGUUCUGAUGUCCAACAGAACGAUAAGCCAUAUUCAUCUGUAGAUGUGGAUGACGAGUUUAUGGAGAUCUGCAGUGCCUGUAUGACUGAUCAAAAUAGUCAUAAACUACUAACAACUAGAGUUUAUUUUUGGACCAGGACUGAAUAUUUAAUAGGUCAAUAUGAUGCGAGACGAGUAUUUGGUGGAGUGUAAUAUUGAUGAUGAUGAUGAUGAUGAUGAUGAUGAAGAAGACUAUGAUGUGAAGAAGAUCCAGCUGUCUCCGCGACCUCCACCACAGUUCUCCUCCACCCCUUCCCUCGCUCACGUUGAGAUCAGGGAUCCCUGUGGAGUCAACAAACACUUGAAGGUAGAGUUUAGCGAUGUUUUGGCAGAGCCCGCGCCCACACACAGCUACGACCGCGUGUGGGUGUACAGCGGGAUCGCCUUCGAGUCCGCGCGGCUGUGGGUGUACCGCUGCCUGACUGCGCUGUUUGCGGUUCCCUUCUCCUGCCUCUGCGGCUGCCUCCUUGCCCUGCUGGCCUGUAUGCACAUUUGGUGUGUGAUGCCCUGUAUUCAGGUGUGUCAUACCUGCCUGCCCUGUGUGAGGUCACUGUGGAUAAGUGUGGUUAAUAUCUUCAUCACUCCAUUCUGCACAUCUGUGGCUCGCUGUUGCAGUGGCAUAUAUGUGACAGUCUCCAAAGACUGAUGAAACACAAUUAAGAAGGAAUUUGAAGAAGCUUAUUAAACUGCUUUCCGAGUCUAAAAAAAGCAUAAAAAAAGUAUUCAAAACAAUUUAAAGAAGAGGAUUACAUGCUAUUAUAGCCUGUAGAUUUUUAAUUAUAUAAUAAUAAUAGUUUAUAUCUUAAUGUAAUACAUUUUUUGAUAACACUUUAUUUCAAU